UUUUAACUGUAUCGAUAAAUUACUUUUUAACGAAUAAAUAUUAAAAGUUUUUCUAUAUUUUGUUUAUAUUGAAGAUUAUUUCAAGAUGAAGAAUGCGUUUGCAAUAGUGGCAACCAUCUGCGUCGUCCUUUUGAUAAUCCAAACUAUAUCCGCAGCACCUGCACCGGAUCCUCAAUGGGGAGGAGCCGGUAACGGUGGCGUUGGAGUUAACGUUGGCGUUGGCAAGGACUCUGGCGUUAACGUUGGCGUUGGCGUUGGCGGUGGCAAAGGAACAGGCAAUGGCGGUAACGGCAGCAAAGCCAAUAACGGUGGUGGUGGCGUUGGCGUUAACGUUGGCGUUGGUGAUGGCUUUAAAUUUGAUUUCAAACUGAAUUGACCAGUGAUUUCAAUUGAAAAUCAUAAAAACUGUUCUUAAUGAAAUGUUUAUACCUAAUUUUACAUCAGGACUCUAUAAAAUUGUAUAGUUUAUCUAUCUUUAUUGUGUAUUGUAAAAUGUUUUUGUAAUUAUUAAUUUAUUUAUUUAAUUUAAUAUAAUACUCUAAGUACUUAUUACAGAAUGUAAUAAUUUUAAGAAAUUAGUAUUGUACUAAUAAAUAUUUUUUAGUUAUAGAAGUU
This is a messenger RNA of Diabrotica virgifera virgifera (western corn rootworm), 615 nucleotides long. Its product is annotated as period circadian protein-like. The record is from RefSeq and is a predicted model, not a curated record. The coding region runs from base 86 to 376 and encodes 96 amino acids. The transcript has 3 exons. Lineage: Eukaryota; Metazoa; Arthropoda; Insecta; Coleoptera; Chrysomelidae.